AUGGCCGCUCAUAAUAUUGCUAACAUCAAGUGGGAUCAUUUUGGCGUUUAUCGACGUUUCCAGUUGCCUAUGGAUGUUGUUGGUGACUUGUACCGGUUGUUACUAGUUAAAAUCAAUACCGUAGUUCCUGAUUUUAACGGCAGACUGGGCUGGAAAGACGAAGAAGGCGAUAUAAUACAUUUUUCAACUGACGAAGAAUUGCGCAGUGCACUCCAUAUUACCACAGGCAAUCAACUUCGUAUCCAAACGAUCAAAGACCUCCCGCAACAUGAGAGAGAAAAAUCAUCGAGGGACACGAAGAAAGGAAAUAAGAAAGUGAAAGAAAUCCAUCCGUUUGUUACAUGUAAUCGUUGCGAUCAGCCACUUUAUGGAAUUCGUUAUAAAUGCUGUAUUUGUGAUGACUUCGAUUUGUGUGAAGAAUGUGAGAAAGAUGGGUGCCAUCCAGACCAUGCUUUGAUUCGUUAUGCUACACCACGAACACCGAAGGUUGAACACCUCCGUCCGAGACGCACCUGGCGACAAAACAGUCAUGCUUUUGGUCAUCGCGAUACAUUUUCACAGGAAGGUAUUUUCGGACGAACUGCUACGGCCGCUGCUCAUGCUGCUCAUAAUGCAGCUAGUGCCGCAGCUCAGCACGCUGCAAGACAUGCUGCAGCUGCUGCUACACAUUUUGCUGAUAAUACUAAAGAAAAUGAUGGAUUUCCACCACAAUUUCGGGAUUCGGUAGCUCAAGGCAUGGAAUAUCUGAAAGAAGUUGGCUCACAGAUUCAACAGGCACUUGCAAAUUUUGGAAUCGAGGUUGAUAUGGAUGUGCAGCAGGAUGAUAUUUCGGAGAAAAUUCCCAAAGCAGAAGAUCACACAGAGAGAAAUGCUACGGAAAACAAUAUAGAUGAAAAUGAUGAACAAAAGAAAGAUAAAAUAAACGCUUCAAAGAUUGAUGAGAUGGAAAAUGAGGAUGGAAAACGGAAAAAUGAUAGUCCCAUGGUUCAGAAUGCUGAAGCGAUCCCAGACGAGUUGGACGUACCAAUGAAGAAGAUGCACAUCUCAGAGCAUGAAGAAACCGAAAAAGUGGUGCAAAGUUCGAAAGAACCAAUGCCUGAUACUGUCGCUUCUGGCGAUGAUAUUUCUGAUGAGUGGACGAUAAUGGACAUCACUAGUCCAGGCAACAAAUGUCAAUCAAAUGCACCCCUGUAUCCUAUUAUUACUAAUGGAAAGUGUAUGGCUGGUACGCCGUUCAUAGUCCCACAACCUGGACCACACAAUCCACACUGCUAUUUCAUUUACCCAGAUGAACAUAUUGCACUUUGUGUAAUACAGUUGGAAGGAAUGGGUUUCGAUAAUUGUAAUGGUUGGCUAACCAAACUUGCGGCGGACCUAAAAGGUAACGUUAGUGCUGUCAUCGAGGACAUGAAAAACGAUCCCGUUUAUGCGAAACAUUUCGAAAAGGAUUUCUAA
Molecule: messenger RNA, 1455 nt
Organism: Brugia pahangi
Lineage: Eukaryota; Metazoa; Nematoda; Chromadorea; Rhabditida; Onchocercidae
Source: the annotation of a GenBank genome assembly